Molecule: messenger RNA, 2582 nt
Organism: Toxotes jaculatrix (banded archerfish)
Lineage: Eukaryota; Metazoa; Chordata; Actinopteri; Toxotidae
Gene: tspan2a
Product: tetraspanin 2a
Exons: 8
Coding region: 166-825 (219 amino acids)
Cellular component (GO): membrane
Source: RefSeq, a predicted model, not a curated record
AGCGUCUUGUGCGCAUGUUUUGAUGUUCGGAUGGUGGAGAGCGGUGCAGGGCAUCAUCAUUGUAUAGGGUUGAUGUCCAGCUGGAAGAAGCGAGGAUUUGCAAAAUAAUAGCGUUCAGAGGGCGUCGAGCUUUAGAUCGGAGAUACCGACAAAUCAGGUGCCAUCAUGAGCAAAGUGCAGGGUGGGAUGAAAUGCGUGAAAUAUCUGCUUUUCGUUUUCAACUUCAUCUUCUGGCUGUCAGGCUUGUUGGUGCUGGCGGUGGGACUUUGGCUCAGGUUUGACCCAGAGACAGUGGAGCUCUUGACAGGCAAAGGAGCCCCGGACACCUUCUUCAUAGCUGUGUACAUCCUUCUUGGUGCAGGAGGGUUGAUGAUGAUCGUCGGGUUCUUUGGUUGUUUUGGGGCCGUACGUGAGUCUCAGUGUCUUCUUGCGUCGUUCUUCGCUUGCCUUCUGAUAAUCUUUGGUGCUGAGAUUGCCGCUGGUGUGUUUGGAUUCAUAAACAAGGAACAGAUUGUUGAGGAAGUGCAAAAGUUUUACAGUAGCUCCAUUUCUGACGUCAGCAAUCCAAACAGCACUGCAAUAGCUGACAUUUACCACAGAACUUUGAACUGUUGCGGAGGUUCCACGUCAGAAGUGCCUAAUGACCUGUGUGCAGACGUUGCACCAGACACCCAGGACUGUCUGUCUGCAAUAACAGACUUCUUCAAUGAAAAGCUGCAUAUCAUUGGAUACAUUGGGAUUGGUAUCGCAGGUGUAAUGAUCAUUGGAAUGAUCUUCAGUAUGGUGCUCUGUUGUGCCAUCAGGAACAGCAGGGAGGUUAUAUAGAUGGUGAGUUGACUGCCCCCCGGCCCCCAUCCACCCCACCCCACCAGCCAGACCACUACAAGCUCACUGAACCCUUCAUAAUCAACCCAUCUGCAGGAAGGGAAACACCAAAGUUACAUUUCAAUGAUAUUUCUCAUAGUCCAGAAUGAUGUGGUGGGAAUGUCUACUGGAUAUGAUAAGUAAAGAGAGUACAACACAUCCCAGUUGUCCCAAUUAUCCACGGGCCCCAUUCAACACGAUACGCUGGAUCGUUGUCUUUCACACCUUCUCCUCAACUCCACCAGCACUGAAACACUGAUUCGUUUCUCUUUUCUUUUCCCUAACACAUCCUCCCGCUUUUGGCACGACUCUGUGACAUUUAACAUCCUUUUGUUACACUGCACUGUAGCUCCAACACAGUACAUGAAGCCUUCUUUGACACAGGAAUGUUGUGACUGAGGAGUAUUUUCUGUAAAUAUGGACACCUAUUUUAUGCAUCUGCUGUUAACAUUUAUUUAUUGUGUGCUCGUUGUAGCCCUUUUUAAGGAAUUUAAAGGCCUAAUGCCAAACAAAUACUUUGCGUGCUUAAAUGUUUUGAGGACUAGCCUACCUGUGCAGUGCGUAAAUUUCCUCUAUGUGCCUACUUAAUAACACAUACAAGCCUCCAGCUUCUGUACUAUUUACCUAUCCCUUUGUGCGGGUGUACAUAAAGACUGUGCUUGCUCCCUGCCACCACUCUAAAAGUAUUGCUACUUUAAAGCACAAUAGGGGAAGUGUAGAUGUGAUAUCAACCCAAAGGGUUAGGAAGGUCUGAUGAUGAUAAUCCAACUCUGUAAAUUUCCAAAUUCAUGUCAGAGAUAAUGAGUGACACCACAUCCUUAGCUCUUCUGGAGCACGUGUGAACUUAACAGUGAGCUAAUGUGCAUUUUGUGUGAAUUUUUGUGGAUGCAAAUCUUGUUGGUGUGCCAAUGGGAUGUAAAUUAUAGAAUAAUAUAGCUUAUGUCAUACUGUUAAACAUAAUUAAAAAACAACUCUGGGUGCUUUUAUUGAUAUGUUUGGCUGUUUUCUGUUUCCCGCUUUUGAAGUGUCUGAAUCGCAAAGUGUGCUUUUGGUAAGGUGUCAGAGGUAACAGACAGCACAGCAGUGCUGUUUCAUGAAUGCAAAUUUUGUGGUUGGUGAGCUUCCUGAACACGUCAGCGCUGUGUAGGCUUCAGGACAAGAAAUGGCAGCCAUGUUGAAUGGCAGCACAAUGCUAAACCAGAGUUAAGUAGUGCUUGCAAAUGCAGGAAAUUAAAUUCUAUUUAUGCGAUCAGGAAGGGCCCAGUAACUCAGGAUUCUUUAAACAUUGUGGCAUUGGUUUGAGAGGUGGAUCCUGUGUUAAGAUUUUUUUUUUCAUCAAGUGUCUUCUGCUCAAGGUCAACAAUGAACCUUUUAAAGGUCAAAUAUUACAGACUUCAGUAUGCAAUUCAAUAUGCAACUCUCCAAACGUAAUUUCUACAUAAGUACACUAACCAUAAUGAAAUUUUUACAUUGCUUACUAAACAUAUAGAGCAUAAUGCUGACUGACAUCGUGGUCCUUUGCCAUUUCUUUUCCAUUACACGUUAAAUGUUUUGUUCGAGCCUGUUAACAGGGGCUGCACUGUCAUCUUACCUACAGUUUAAGGUUCAAACAAAGUGUCUGACAAAACGGCAUAAUUGUUUAUAUAUGUAACAUAGUUCACAAUGUGUAGAUGUUGAUUAUGACUCCCUUUGUAGUUGUUUAAUAAAGAAAACUUCAU